UCCGGGCCGUCCCUCUAGUGUAGACGUGCUCAAUACCGAGCGUUUACCUGUCUCUGAGCCCAUUUAUUCAAUUCUACGCACGGCGGUACAUGAGUCCAGAGUGUUGCUUGUGGACUCCUUCCAGCUGCAUCGGCGUAGCGAGAAGGGAGCCUGGUCACUGCUGUUGUAGUCAUCGUCAGCCAUCGCUAUCCAAUCCAAUUUUGCAUUCCUUCGUGGCUUCUUGUCGAGUGCACCAAGUGUGUUUUGUACAGAAUCUCUAGAUCAGUCGUUCAGACAUUGCAUUCUCGGGGGUAAGAUAGUUGUGUCAAAACCCUUCCCUUGUGUCACGGGUUGU
Molecule: messenger RNA, 334 nt
Organism: Protomyces lactucae-debilis
Lineage: Eukaryota; Fungi; Ascomycota; Taphrinomycetes; Taphrinales; Protomycetaceae
Exons: 1
Coding region: 90-260 (56 amino acids)
Source: RefSeq, a predicted model, not a curated record